Cyprinus carpio (common carp) is the source of this 5064-nucleotide messenger RNA. It is a transcript of the gene taf1c, whose product is annotated as TATA-box binding protein associated factor, RNA polymerase I subunit C. Gene Ontology annotation, molecular function: RNA polymerase I core promoter sequence-specific DNA binding. Gene Ontology annotation, cellular component: fibrillar center. Gene Ontology annotation, biological process: transcription by RNA polymerase I. The record is from RefSeq and is a predicted model, not a curated record. Lineage: Eukaryota; Metazoa; Chordata; Actinopteri; Cypriniformes; Cyprinidae.
GGUUGUCUGGUGGCGGGCUUCCCUCGCGUUGAUCAGCUGAGGCGUGCCUCGUGAGCAGCGGACGCGGGUUGUUUAGCGGCCACGCGGUCAUCUGCCAGCCACGUUUUUUCAAAACACGUGCUAAUAUUUACAGUAUUUGUCUUUAUUAAAACGGCGUUUUCGACAUAUGACGAUCUUAGAAUGACAUUCACACCAGACUGAAUCAUGGCAGCCAUCAGAGCGCGUGUGGACACCUGGACGCACGAGGACAUGCCCGGGCGUGUCUGAUUCUCAGGGCCGGGGAAAGACACCACCAUGGACAGCAAAUUUCCUGACCAGCUUUUCCCACACUUCUAUCUGGACGGACCGCCUGAAGUGAAGUCGAAGCAUAGUUACGGAGGCUGGGGUUCAUACGAGCGCGUGUUUGCUGUCAGUGCGGGCCCGUGUGAUGGUGAUCAGUCAUCGGUCCAGCAUGUGUUUGAAUCCCAGCACACUCUGAGUGGUGAGGAAUGGGUGCCGCUCAAACCAGCCGUUACCCCUUUAAUUCCACCAUGUGAAGAUGCCAAACUCUCAUCUGAUGUUCUUCCAGAUCCAAUGGAUUUUCCGGAGCACAUGCAGUAUUUUUACAAGCAUCACUAUAUGGAUGCGUUCUCCACAAUGGGACAUUUGCUUCAGGACAACUUAUCUUUCAAAAAGAAACAGCCAAAGGAUGUUUUGUCAAUGAGCUGGGCCAACAACUUCAUAAAGGGCUUAAAUUAUAAAAGGUGUGAGGUCGCGUUUUACUCGCGGAAGGUCCGUCAUUUGCACAAUCUUGUCGGUGACGUUGUGAGCGAUGUUCCUCCUUCUCUCCUGGCCUCGCUCCUCCAUGAGGAGCUGACGUCUCAGCGGGAACAGCAGCGGUUCUGUGCAGACGCCACAGGGGGCGCUCUGGGAUACGUGCCCUUACACGAGUCCCAGGGGUUCAGUGAUGGCUGUCUGAUCUAUCCCAGCGGAGACGCAAUGGACAAACUCAAUUUCCACAGGGUGGUGCAACAGUUCAGUGAUGACAAGCCUCCUAGUUUCCUCAUGGACUCCAAACCUUUUGUCUAUUAUUUGAAUGGACCUGUCAGACAGAUCAGUUCGGCCAAUAUGGAGGAUAUAGGUAACGUGGCUGUGCGCUCGGAUUAUUUCUGUGGCGUUUGGUUGCUAGGAGACAAAAGAAAGCCACUGUUAAUAGACGUCAUCCAGACAAAAGAUCGCUUCUCCGGCAUCACUGUCAGUCCACACUUCCCCAAUGAGCUCGCGGUGGUCAAUGAGCGGGGAGCAGCUUAUCUUUGGACUGCGAAAAAAGGAUUGCAGAAGUUCCGUGAAGAAGAUUCCAACCUGUACUUCAAUGCUAAGUCGCCAUGGCGAUGGUGUGAGUUCUCCUGUCACCCGAGAGUGAUGGUGUAUGCUGAAAGAACAGGGGCGGAGCUUACAGACAUUCGGAGUGCUGAUAGUAAUCACACGUUGUUUCGGAUCGGAAGGACAGCAGCUUGUAUGUCGGGAGAGCGAGUGAUCCUCACCAAAUACCUGAGUAAAAGCCACGCCCAUCACCACCUCAUUAAUACCCAGUUUUCCACCUACAUCAUGGAUGAACGGGUUCCCAGCAUCCCCAUGCUGAAAUGGGACCAUAUGAUGGAGUCUCCACCGAUGUUUGCCUGCGAUUUGCCAGCACAGACCCCGAGGCAAACGUGCAAACUGCUGCUGGGUGCUCAGAGGUCACAGGAACUCAUGUUACUGCAGUACACGGGUGGGAGAGAGCACGUCUGUCAGACUCGGGGAUCCAUUCAAAAGCUUUCAAGUCCCAAAGAGAGUCUGAGCCACCUAAACCUUCUGCUACCCCACAAGAGACACCUCGCUCAGAAGAGACUGAACGUGCCUGCUGCAGGUUUCACAGCUGUACAGAAGAAGGACUACCUGUCUGUUUUCCAGCUCACAGAAACCGGAGACAUCUUUUACCAAAUGCUGAAGUUGCACACAGAUCAGACAGCAAGCAGUAAUGACGCACCAGAACAAUCUGUCAGUGUGCAACCUACAGUAGAAACUGGAGAGAGCGAGAACAUGCAGUCCUGCACUGACAAUGACGACCAAUCUGUUCAGAGCGACUCUGAGACUGAGGGACGGCAGGCGGCGCUUCGUCAUUUGGAAGUAAUUGACAAUGUUGAUAAUGACGGCUUAAAUACUUUGGAUACAAAUGAAAAUAUCAGGAAAGAACCAUCAAGCAAUCAUCAAUUGGGAAUAACCCAACUGGUUCCACCAGACCGCCCAACCCAAGCAAGGAUCCAGAUCUCCAAGCUGCCUGGAACAAAUGGUUUAAGCCCAUUUUCAAAAAGGCUGAUGCCAAAAAGCGUCACCAUAAAUUUCGGCGGAUCAGAACGGAUGAUUAAGUGCAUGAUGGGCAAAAAGCUUAAUAAACCAAAGGAAGAUAAAUGGAUGAGACUGAGGAAAGACCUUCAAGAGGUCAUGAGGAAGAAAGAGAUGCUCUUGCAUGGGGUCACUUACCUCCCUCACCUGAACGUUACGCCGGUUCCCGAUCCUGUAGAUCCCGAUGACUGGCCUGACGAUGUGAGCCAGCGGUUGGCUGCGUCGUGGGAGGGCCAGUGGACAUACUGGUGGGAGGAGAAGCUGGGUUUGAACCGGGACGAGAAAAUCGCAGCUCUCCGUCGAAAGCGUCGGAGACAGAAGCAGGCCAAAGCUCGCAAACGCACCUCACUUUCUGGAAGCUUCACCUCGUCUGUGAGUUACCAAGAGAGUCUCUCUGGUUUGUCAUCGGUGGAGAGUCAGUGUCUGGGUUCGGAUGAAGAGACUUUGGAGAGCUCGAACUCGCAAGCUCCGGACAUGGAGGAAUGGAGAGCCAGACCUGAGAUUCACAGAAAGAGCCCCGUCAUACUGAGACGGUUUUUAAAUGAACAAUCGACUGCAGACAAAUCUUUCAGAUCUCCUAAAAAAUCUCCUCCAAGGCCGGAUCAAAACCUUUUGACAUCUCCGUCAAAAUCUCAAUCUUCCAUUCAGGUUGAACGACCGACCUCUAGAACCCCUAGUGUUGCAGCAGGGAUGGAUUUGGGUCCUCCUGCGUCGCUUCCCUCCACACAGCCAACAUCUGUCCAAUCGAAAAGGCGCAAGGAGUUUUACCUUAGUUCCCUUCCCACGUCCCAAAUGUCGACUCAGGACUCCGCACUGGAUGGUGGAUAUCCUUCACCUCGGAUUCACCUUUCUUCUCCGACUCCAUCUCAUCCUUCCUUGUCUUCUCAGAGAGUUUCCCAAUUCAGAAGCCUCUCUCAGGCCUCCCAGCCAAAGAAGAAGUCUCGGAUGGGCUUCUGAAGACCCGCCUCCGAACAAGGAAUGCUGCAAGGUGAGCUGUGUUUACCUCUCGCUCUCGUCCCACGCGCCCUCCGGGAUGGUUGGCAGCUCGGGGACGCUGCGGUAGCUGCUGUGCAGGUUCUGUGCCGUCCUCCGCGAGACGAUCCACACCAGUUUCUUGUGGUCAGGUUUGGCACAUUCUGGAGAGGAGUAUUCCCUCAUACACUGACCUACCAGACCUCGCCAGCGCGCUAGGUCAGCCUUGGAGAUCUGCAAACAGACACGGCUGCAUUAGACACCAGCUUACAUAAGAACAGGGCAAAGAGCCAGCCUCAUUUUGGACAGGAGUAAACCAAUAGCCUGCUGGCAACAGGACUGGGUUAAGAGCUUUGGAUUCUUCCUACUCCAUAGAUGUUUAAGUGCUGCUGAAACUAAAGGUGUAUAUAUAUAUUUUUUUUUUAAUUAUAAAUUGUCUGAUUAAACUACUUGACUCUGAACCAAACAGAGCGGUCUGUGACAUUUAACUUAAUUUCUUCACUUUUAAAAAGUUUAUAUUGAUGCUCAGGUUGUUUAAAAAGGUUGACAUACUUAUGAAUUUUUACCUUCAAGUGUGUUUGUAUGCGCUGGGCGAUUUCUAGCAGGUCCGCAGACUGUAAGGCCUCGAUCUCAAGCAUCAAGAGCGACAAAGCGAGCACCGAAGGCUAAAAAAAAAAAAAAAAAAAAAAGAGAGUUUAUCAGAAUUCAAACUUCUAUGUAACUUGCUUUAAGAAUCACUGUUUGUUUAAGUUGUUCUUACUUUUGCUUUGGAGAAAACGAUUCUGCAUAGGCAGGCUUUCAGCUGGGCUUCAAGUUUGUCAAGAUUCAGGACGUCUUUUCUGAAAAGGAGAAAAAGAAUUGGUGCAUUAGAGAAAUUUUGUUAGCCGAGCUGUUUGCCAUUUAACAAGUCUAGUCAGAAGAUAAUCUCCUAGUUUCACUGUGACCCAUAUACAGCAAAGUGCACUUGCCAGCUCUGUUUAACAACCUUUACACAAGUCAAAGUUUCCAUUGUUGAGCCUACAUGUUAAUAGAGUUUAUCUGGCGCAGAGUCUGAAGUUUGAUAAUGCCAGCCGUUCUCACCUGUUGGACGUGUGCGAAAGUGCAAUGCCGUGGUACAAAUGCAGGAAGGUUAAGGCUGUGACGGCUUUUAACUGGAAGUUGAGCUUCUCCGAAAUGAUCUUCUCCAUUCGGCUGAGGUCCGAGACGGUGAACUUGCACUGGCUGAUGCGAAUGAGCUCAUGGCUGGACGAAACAUUGCACUCCUCUUCGGUCACUCGAGCGGCGAUGUGAAGGCAACCGAUGCUGAUGCAGGCCAGAUACCUGGGCUGAACCUUCAGGCGACACAAAAGCGAUCAGUCAUAGCACAUUUUAUUACGUUAAUCGAAUGCAUUGAUCUAUAACUAACUGCUUACCUUCAUCAUAGCUAUAAACCUGUCCAGCAGGUUAACGGCUAGUACAAAGGUCUGAGUGCUGUACCCGAAGAAACUGGUCAAGCUCCAGAGAUCUUCCACUCGAGCAUCUCGACAUUUGGCUGAAACUCCGUUACCGUUCUAUGUGGAUGAGAAAUAAGUUACAUUAAAAGUUUAAAACCGACAUUUUGUCAGAUGCUUUAAGAGUAAAAGAUUUUUACAUCACAAAAGGUAUUUUUACAGUAUGCAAUGUACAGAAAUACAGUGCAGAUUUCCAUAACUGUUAUUUAUGUUUUCAAAUAAAGUUUGUAUUUUCACA